Messenger RNA from Pleuronectes platessa (European plaice), 7653 nucleotides. RefSeq names its product voltage-dependent R-type calcium channel subunit alpha-1E (gene cacna1ea). The record is from RefSeq and is a predicted model, not a curated record. Bases 28 to 7653 code for a protein of 2541 amino acids. Gene Ontology annotation, cellular component: neuronal cell body; membrane; voltage-gated calcium channel complex. Gene Ontology annotation, biological process: chemical synaptic transmission; calcium ion import across plasma membrane. Lineage: Eukaryota; Metazoa; Chordata; Actinopteri; Pleuronectiformes; Pleuronectidae. The transcript has 48 exons. Gene Ontology annotation, molecular function: high voltage-gated calcium channel activity.
GCUGAGGUCCCGGGCAGCCUUCCCACAAUGCUGGAACUGGGCUCCUAUCCGGCCGGCUCUCAGUCUCUGACAGGGGACCACAAUGCUUUAGGGCUACCUAGAGUGCCAGGAGGGCCAGAUUGUACAGUGGGGGGUGUGGGCAUGGGGGCGAUUCGUGGUAGCAGUACCCCGAGACACCAUAUCCUCCACCCGUCCCCAUCAGACUGUGAGGGCUGGCAGAAGCAUCGUGCUGGACUGGACAGAGGGUCAAAUCUGUAUUCUGAGUCCCACUCUCUCCUGGAGCCCCAAAGUCUCUCAACCAGCUAUGACACACUUUACCUUCCACAUAUGUCUGGACACGCUCCCCCGCUGCACCCAAACCGUCUGGGCCUCUGUCUUGAUGUGGCCUCGACUUUUGACGUUGGAGGGGGGAUGCUGGGGGUGGAUGGAGAUUUGGCGGUGAGUCCCAAUGUGAACAAGAGACGUCGGGGCGGCCUGAUCGAGCAGAGGGACAUUGUAAAAGCCCACCAGGCUCAUAAGAUCCACAGCACACCACAGGCACGACGCAAGGAGUGGGAAAUGGCCAGAUUUGGAGACGACGUUCCGGGCUUGUUGAGCUCAGGGGAUGGAGGGUCCGAGCGCAACCGGAACCGCGAUGGCGCGGCGAUGUCCACAGGUGGCAUCUCCCCAGCCUUCAAGCAGACCAAAGCGCAGCGCGCCCGCACCAUGGCCUUGUACAACCCCAUCCCGGUCAGGGAGAACUGCUUCACCGUCAACAGGUCCCUGUUCAUCUUUGGCGAGGACAACGUGGUCAGGAAGUACGCCAAAAAAAUCAUUGAGUGGCCUCCAUUCGAGUACAUGAUCCUCGCCACCAUAAUCGCCAACUGUAUCGUCCUGGCUCUGGAGCAGCACCUCCCUGGAGAGGACAAAACACCCAUGUCCAAGAGAUUGGAGAAGACAGAGCCCUACUUCAUCGGGAUGUUCUGUUUUGAGGCCGGAAUAAAGAUCAUCGCCCUGGGCUUUGUAUUUCAUAAAGGUUCCUACCUUAGGAAUGGAUGGAACGUCAUGGACUUCAUCGUGGUUCUCAGUGGGAUCCUGGCUGCAGCGGGGGCACAUAUGAACAUCUCAGUGGACCUGAGGACGCUGAGGGCGGUGCGAGUGCUUCGACCCCUCAAGCUGGUUUCAGGCAUCCCCAGUCUGCAGAUUGUCCUGAAGUCAAUAAUGAAGGCCAUGGUCCCUCUGCUGCAGAUCGGCCUGCUUCUGUUUUUUGCCAUACUCAUGUUCGCCAUCAUCGGCCUGGAGUUUUACAGCGGCAAACUGCACUACACCUGCAAACCACAGCCUGGGAUACUGGGAAACGAGACAGUGGACUCCUCUGAGUACGAGUUCCCGUGUGGUGUGCGUCAGUGUCCGUCCAAAUACGCCUGCCACGGCACCUGGAUCGGCCCCAAUGACGGCAUCACCCAGUUUGACAACAUCCUGUUCGCCGUCCUCACUGUCUUCCAGUGCAUCACCAUGGAGGGAUGGACCACUGUCCUCUACAAUACUGACGAUGCCUUGGGCCCCAGCUGGAACUGGAUCUACUUCGUCCCUCUCAUCAUCAUCGGCUCUUUUUUUGUCCUUAACCUGGUGCUAGGAGUCCUCUCUGGGGAAUUUGCCAAGGAGAGAGAGCGGGUGGAAAACCGCAGGGCCUUCAUGAAACUGAGACGCCAGCAGCAGAUUGAGAGAGAGCUCAAUGGUUACCGGGCCUGGAUCGACAGAGCAGAGGAGGUGAUGCUUGCGGAGGAGAAUAAGAAUAAAGGACCCUCUGCUCUCGAUGCUCUCAGGAGUCUCCCAGAGUGGAGUACAGGUGGUGCCUAUGUGCUGAAGAGAGCCACCACCAUAAAGAGGAGAGGCUUGGAUGUGGGGCAUCGAGGGCAACCAGGAGAAGAGCAAUAUGGUGACAUCUCCUCUGUGGGCGUCCCCAUGGCCAGGCCCAGUAUCAGGAGCGUCAAGCGAGGUCCGACAGCCUAUUUUCGGAGGAAGGAGCGUCUCCUUCGCAUCUCCAUCCGCCGCGUGGUGAAGACACACACUUUCUAUUGGACGGUGCUUGGCCUAGUGGCCCUCAACACAAUUUGUGUGGCUAUAGUUCACCACAACCAACCUCUCUGGCUGUCCACCUUCCUCUACUAUGCAGAGUUCCUGUUCCUCGCUCUGUUCCUGACUGAGAUGUUCCUGAAGAUGUACAGCCUGGGACCACGUCUCUACUUCCACUCCUCCUUUAAUCGCUUUGACUGCAGCGUAAUUGUUGGCAGCAUCUUUGAGGUGCUCUGGGGUUUCUUCAGGCCUGGAACUUCAUUCGGCAUCAGUGUCCUGCGUGCUCUCCGUCUGCUGAGGAUCUUCAAGAUCACCAAGUAUUGGGCGUCUCUGAGAAACCUGGUGGUCUCUCUGAUGAACUCCAUGAAGUCCAUCAUCUCCCUCAUUUUCCUUCUCUUCCUCUUCAUCCUUGUAUUUGCGCUCCUGGGCAUGCAGCUCUUCGGUGGCAGGUUCAUCUUUGAGGACUACACCCCGACGAACUUCGACACCUUUCCCGCCGCCAUCAUGACCGUCUUUCAGAUCCUGACUGGAGAGGACUGGAACGAGGUUAUGUACAACGGUAUUCGCUCUCAAGGAGGAGUGAAGUCUGGCAUGUGGUCCUCCAUCUACUUUAUUGUGCUCACUUUGUUUGGAAACUACACUCUGCUGAAUGUCUUCUUGGCCAUCGCUGUCGAUAAUCUUGCCAAUGCACAAGAACUCACCAAGGAUGAAGAGGAAGCAGAGAGAGCGUUCAACCAGAAGCACGCUCUCCAGAAAGCCAAGGAGGUCGGGCCGUUGUCCUCCUUUAUGUCCUCAGACGGAAGCCGUAGGAGGCGGCCCUACCUGUACAGGAAAAGAGCAAUCCACCGCAGCCGCCCCACCUACUCCUGCUCCCUGGAGGAGGCGCAGGGCAGCAUCAGGGAGGGCCGCCCACCCCCACCACUCAAUCCCUCUAACUCUUUCAUGUCCAGGGGAGAGAGGAGAAAAAGGAUGACCAUGUCAGUUUGGGAGCAGAGGACCAGUCAGCUGCGGAGACACCGGCAGAUGUCCAGCCGAGAGAUCCUGUUCACCAGCCCCAGCGAGGAGAAGGACGGGCCUCCGGCCUCAGCCCAGGCCCAGCCAGGACACCCACUGUCGCUGCACCGCAAGGCCAUGCAGAACACGCCGUCUGGCAGUUUGAAACGCCCGGCCGAUCCCUUAGGAUCACCGGCAAAGAACCAGGAUUCCCCCAUGUCUGUGGAUAAGCCUCUGGGCGCCGUCCUUGCUAGUGACAUAUCUGAACCCCCCAUUACCGUCCCUGAGUCACUGGACCCCACAAAUGAGCCUCUGCCUGAGGCGUCUGUGACUUUGACCAUACAAGAGCCUUCAGAAUCAGAGACCGUCUCUGAGAGUAAAACACUGGGUGUUAAUCAGGCUCACAACAGCAUCAGUGAGCGCAGGAGCCCCAGAUUGAACGGUGAUCGCCAGCACAGGGCGGUGAAGAAGUUCAGACCACCAGAUAACAUUGACAUGCUGACUCCUGAGAUGGAAGGUCUUAGUGGGAUCAGGGCCAGGAGGGCAGCGCAUCAUUGUGACCGUAAGAGUGGAGCCAAAAGUCAGGUGUCAUCUCCCGAGAACGAAGGCCAUUUGGCAAGUCGCUCGGUCAGCAGAGAGAGAAAGAGAAACCCCGGGAAAGUAGAAGAGAAGGAGGUGGAGACCAAACAGGAGGAGGUGGUGUCCGAACCUGAGGAGAGCAGACAGGUUGAAGGGGAAGAAGGAGACAUAAACCCACCAGUUGACCAGCAGAGCAACACCAGUGACCCCUGUCCUCCGAAGCAAGACGUGCUUCUCCAGCAAUCAGACCCUUCCCCCCCGGCCAAACCAGAGGACGACAAAGAAGAGAAGGAGGCGGAGCAGGAAGAGGACAAAUCUCAGCUCAGCUCCAGUGUCGUCCUCGAGAUGCCCAGUGCAACUUCAUGCAUGGAGCUCUCUACAAUCACAGUGAACAGCAAGGAUCCUGAAAUCUGUAAGUCAGAGAAGGAGGAGGCCGAGGCCACAAAUCCUGUCAACACUGUGACGCCAAACAGCAUGUUCAUCUUCAAACCUGACAACCCGGUGCGUCGAGCAUGUCACUACGUGGUGAACCUCAGGUACUUUGAAAUGUCCAUCCUGCUGGUUAUAGCUGCCAGUAGUAUAGCUCUGGCUGCUGAGGACCCUGUGGCUACCUCCUCUGACUGGAAUAAGGUCCUGCGUUAUUUUGAUUAUGUUUUUACUGGAGUCUUCACAUUUGAAAUGAUAAUUAAGAUGAUCGACCAGGGUCUGAUCCUCCAUGACGGCUCCUACUUCAGAGAUCUGUGGAACAUCCUGGACUUCAUCGUCGUGGUGGGAGCACUGGUGGCGUUCGCCCUCACCAAUGUGUUGGGAAACAACAAAGGACGGGACAUUAAAACCAUCAAAUCUCUGCGAGUGUUGCGUGUCCUCAGACCACUGAAGACCAUCAAGAGACUCCCCAAGCUCAAGGCGGUCUUUGACUGCGUGGUGACGUCUCUGAAGAACGUCUUCAACAUUCUCAUUGUCUACAAACUCUUUAUGUUCAUCUUUGCCGUCAUCGCUGUGCAGCUCUUUAAAGGGAAGUUUUUCUACUGUACUGACAGUUCGAAGGACACGGAGAAGGACUGCCAGGGUUACUACAUCGACUACGGGAAGGACAAGAAGGAGGUGAAGAGAAGAGACUGGAAGAGACACGAGUUUCACUACGACAACGUCAUCUGGGCUCUGCUCACCCUCUUCACUGUUUCCACUGGAGAGGGAUGGCCUCAGGUCCUGCAGCAUUCAGUGGACGUGACCGAGGAGGACAGAGGGCCAAGCCACGGCAACAGGAUGGAGAUGUCAAUCUUCUACGUCAUUUACUUUGUCGUCUUCCCUUUCUUCUUCGUCAACAUCUUCGUGGCUCUCAUCAUCAUCACCUUCCAGGAGCAGGGGGAUAAGAUGAUGGAGGAGUGCAGCCUGGAGAAGAACGAGAGGGCGUGCAUCGACUUUGCAAUCAGUGCCAAGCCCCUGACCCGUUACAUGCCGCAGAACCGUCACACGUUCCAGUACCGUCUCUGGCAUUUUGUGGUGUCCCCCUCCUUUGAGUACACUGUCCUGGCCAUGAUCGCGCUCAACACCAUUGUGCUGAUGAUGAAGUAUUACUCUGCACCGCCGGCGUACGAGGCCGUGCUGAAGCACCUGAACACAGCCUUCACUGUUCUCUUCUCUGUCGAGUGUGUCCUCAAGAUCAUGGCUUUCGGCUUUCUGAACUACUUUCGAGACACGUGGAACAUCUUUGACUUUAUCACCGUCUUGGGCAGCAUCACUGAGAUUGUGGUUGACCUGCAGUCUAUUGACACGUUCAACAUGAGUUUCCUGAAGCUGUUCCGAGCUGCUCGUCUGAUCAAGCUGCUGAGACAAGGCUACACCAUCCGGAUUCUUCUGUGGACCUUCGUCCAGUCCUUCAAAGCCCUGCCCUACGUCUGCCUGCUCAUCGCCAUGCUCUUCUUCAUCUACGCCAUAAUUGGCAUGCAGGUGUUUGGGAACAUCAAGCUGAACGAGGAGACUCACAUCAACCAGCACAACAACUUCAAGUCCUUCAGUUGUGCUCUGAUGCUGCUCUUCAGGAGUGCCACAGGGGAAUCAUGGCAGGAGAUCAUGUUGUCGUGUCUGGGGGGGCAGCAGUGCGAGACGGACCCUUCUCUCACGUCAGAGCAGGAGGGAGGCUGCGGCUCGGACUUUGCCUAUUUCUACUUUGUCUCCUUUAUCUUCUUCAGUUCCUUCCUGAUGCUGAACCUCUUUGUGGCUGUGAUCAUGGAUAACUUUGAGUAUCUGACCAGAGACUCGUCCAUCCUGGGCCCUCACCACCUGGAUGAGUUUGUCCGGAUCUGGGGGGAGUAUGAUCGUGCUGCCUGUGGUAGGAUGCACUAUAAGGAGAUGUACAAAGUUGUACGCACUAUCUCACCUCCCCUGGGCUUUGGAAAGAACUGCCCCCACAGGGUGGCGUGCAAGAGACUCGUCCUAAUGAACAUGCCUGUGGACGAUGACAUGUCCGUCCACUUCACCUCCACCCUCAUGGCCCUCAUCCGCACCGCGCUGGAAGUCAAGAUAGCCAGAGGUGGAGAGGACAGAAACCAGAUGGACCUGGACCUGCAGAAGGAGAUCAGCGUCAUCUGGCCUCAUCUCGCUCAGAAGUCGCUGGACCUGCUGGUUCCCAUUCACAAAGCCAGUGACAUGACCAUAGGGAAGAUCUAUGCUGCCAUGAUGAUCAUGGACUACUACAAGCAGAGCAAGGCCAAGAAGCUCCGACAGCAACUGGAGGAGCAGAAACACGCUCCUAUGUUCCAGCGUAUGGAUGCUUCCUCUCUGCCUCAAGAAAUCCUAUGCAAUGCUAAAUCCCUUUCAUUUCUUCAACACGGUGCCGGAUCUGCUCUCAGAGGAGGUUUUGUGACGCUCAGCCCCAUGUCCCCCCAUGAGAUGUUCCUGCAGCCGCUGUCUCGUUCUCGGGACGAGAAGGAGGAGGAGGAGGGCGACGACGACUACCGUUCACCCUACCUCCCUUACCUACACCCACAUCAUCACCACCACCACCAUUUACACACACUGGUGCAGGACGUAGUGGAGUAUAACCAAGUGAUACAGCAGGCCAGGCAGGACCCAACAGUUGUUAAAUCACCUCAGCGAACAGCAUCGAUCAGAGCGUCCUCCAUGCCCAGACUGGCUGUUGAUCCGCAGCCUGGCUUGUCAGCAGACAGUAAGCUGAUGAAGCGCUCCUUCUCCACCAUCGGAGACCAGUGUGUGAACGGCCUCUGGCAGGAACAACACUCUCUGGAGAGAGUCAGUCCUGACGACACAUACCGACCCCGACAGAGGAGCUACAGAGGUGCAAGAGUCAACCACAGAGAAGCAAGUAGUCACGAGAGAGGGAGAUCUAAGGAACGGCGCCACCUACUGUCCCCAGACGUGUCCCGCUGCAACUCUGAGGAGCGGAGCCAGGACGCCUCGUGUGAGAGGAGACGGUCCCGCUCACCCAGCGAAGGACGCGCACAGAGACAGGUCAACACCUCAGGCAGCCCUGCCCAUUCAGCCUCAGAGUCCAGCACUCCACGUAAUCGACGGCAGCUGCCCCAGACGCCCUCUCGCCCGCGGCCUUACAUCUCCUAUUCUCCUCUGGUUUGCCCAGCACAGACCUCUCCCAAACCAGCAAACCCCUCUGAGGGACAGACCCAGGCUCAGGACGGCCCUGUUGGCUCCGCAGAGCCCUCGUGGAAGGCCGACAAGGAGGCCGGGCCCCCCGCUGCGAAUCAGGGGUCAUCCGGAGGUCAGGUGUUAGCACAGAGUCACCCAUCUCCUCACCGCUACAUCUCAGAGCCCUACCUCCCGUACCACGCGGACCUCGGCAGUGGCGAGGCGGGCGACAGGCAGCAUACCCUUACCUUUGAGACUGCCAUGGCGACCAGCCUGGGACGGGCCAACGCUAUAAGCUCCGCCCCUCAGCUUAGACACUCGUGGCAGGUUCCUAACGGGCAUUUCCGCAAGCCCUUGGGCAAUACGAGUCCGGCUGGAGCCAGCGAGUUGCUAAGUGACACGGACGAGGACGACCGCUGCUAA